AAACAUUCCAAACAAAAUGGCGAGGUCAUCGUUUCUGUCGAUGGGACGUUAUUGCGUGUAGAUGUCUUUGGUCAGAUCCUUUUCUAACGAGGUCUGAUAGCCACGAGGCUAUGGCGGAUCGUGGUAAAACACGGUCGAAAAUUUACGAGAGGUUAAACAACCCUGAACUUCGCUGUAAAACCGGGUGAGUCAUUUCCCUUGUUGGUUUCGAAAUCUUCGAUUGUUUGGCAGUUUAACCUGCCAGUAGUCUUAUUUGUCUUCACGGUCUUAAGCUAUCUUCACGGAACCUAAUGCAAACGAAAACUAUAUCGUACUUUUUGUUAUUGUAAAAAGCUGCUUACCUCCAGUCGUUCUUUAUUCUGAGAUUUUGAACGCAGCGCUUUAAGCUCAGCUGUGAGGCUGAAUGAUGGAUGUUAAAACAACUGCAAGGUAGAUUGAUGCUUUCCAUCCCUGCAUUUUAAGCUCCAUUCUUGUAAAAAGGCCUUUGUUAGCCCAGUUGUUCGUGAGGAAAUAUGAAACAUAACCUUUGGUGAGUGUUUGAAUAGAUCGUGGCAAAGGUGCAUGGAAUGAUGAACUGCCUAUCGGCUGCUACACAUCGUGCCCGCUUCGCCGGAAAUGAAGGACCAUCAUGUGAUUUCCGUCGUGUAGUUGUGUAACUUGCUUCUUCUUAGCGUUGUCUAAAGCAAACCAUAGCUUAACACGUAACUGUAACAACGCAAAUUAAGAUAGAUCUUCAUUUUUUUAGAAACACCUUUUCAAUUGCUUUUUACUGAUGAUGUUGUCGAACCCCACAAUCACACCUUGGGGACAGAACAAAUUUAUGGUGGUUAAAAUAAAUUGUUUAUUGUGAUCUCCUUCAUGAUAACUGUCGAACCCCAUAAGGGUAAUCCAAUCAUAUAUAAUAGCCACCUUGGGGACAGAUCUUUUAGAAAACUUGCAAAGUUUUAUGGUAAGGGUUUUUUCCACUAGCAAACUGGUGAAACCACAACAAAUUAUUUAUUUGUUUGGGAACAUGGAUUUCAUGCCUUUGCUGUAUAUUUUUCUUCCCAUAAUGGUAAUCUAAUCAUAUAUAAUAGAUAGCAAUGAAAUUCACAAAAAAACGUGAAUAAUGUUUUGAAUCAAAGUGUUAACGUGACAGAACGAGCAAGGUUUGCAAUAUCCCUAGAAGUAUCUUAGACAAUUUACGCGUACUGCAGCAGUAUAGAUGGAACACAAUCAAAAUAUGAUUGCAUGCCACGAUUAAUCAUCAACGUGCCAUACGAAUCAAAUUUCACAACUAUUCUUGACAUUUUCAUUAGUCGCUGAUGAAACAACUGGCUGUUGUCAAGAGGCUUUUUUUGGCUGUUGGGGACAUGAUUUAGUGUCCUUUGCUAUUUCAGAGAAGUUUAAACAAGAGUCAAUGUAUGGACUGCUCGCUAGGACUAAAAAAAGUUGCCGUUACAGAGAGGUGGCCAUAAGUGGAGGCUCGACUGUAUUAAAUUUCAACAGACUGGAUUAGAACUAGAACAAAUUAUCCUUUGGGGUGUGGGAUGGGGAGGGUGUUAAAAAUGUAGUGUUUGUGUUUCUUUAGGACCAUGGCCACCAAGUGGCAUGAAAUUUUUGCAUCAGUUUAAGUUUUCAGAUCAGCUAUUAUUUGUAUUUUUGUAGGAACUAAUUGAUGUAAUUGUUUAAGACUGGUUUUUCUUGCUGGAAAUUUAUUUUUGCAAUUUUCAGAAAGAGAAAAGUUUAGUUUAGCAAUAAGAGAAAAAAACAAAAAUCAUUCUGUGCACAUGUACCUUAUCAGUGUGUGAUUAACUCAUAGAUUCCAUCUGUCACCAGGAGUUAUUUUAAAAACUAUAUUAUUAGAUUUGGUGUUUGUGAUAUCCAGAAUAAUCAAGGUUGAGGUAAGUGUUAAAUCAUCUGAGUCAACGGCUGCAGCUGAUAACACUUAGCGAGACCUUGAUUGUUCUGGAUAUCACAAAAACCAAAUCUAAUAGUUUCUUUAUUAUACAUUGUUUAAUUGAAGAAAAUAAGGACAAAAACAGCAUCACGUGGAACUCGGUUUGACAUUGCUCUUUUAAAUCAUGCAUUGUGCGCACAACCUACAGAUUAAUCACUAACCUGCUAGCAGAUAACUAACUAAUCUGUAUGUUGCACUGAUUUCCAAAAUUAUCUGUAGGCUCUUGGCCAAUGAGAAGACAGAUAGUGAGUAGAAUAUAUAAUAAUUCUAAAUAUAGGAAAUUAUGAAUGAGGUGUUAACGAGUAUGGUUAAAACUUUACAGUUGUGGUUUCUAUGGCAACCCAGCAUGGAAAGGUUACUGUUCAGUGUGUUAUCGUGAAGUAUAUCUAAAACAGCAAAGAGCACGUGCUGCAUCACAGAGCAGAGAAGCUGCCCUUGCAGGAGGCUCUCAAAACUUACGUGCUGAAGGUAAAAAUAGUUUUUUCAAUGUAUAUUGAGCAAGUAGUGAGAAUAUAAUACAUGACUAGAAACAAUGACUAGUUAUUAACAAUGGCAAAGCCAUGUGAACUUGUAACAUGUUUUGCUUGUGAAAUUUCUUCAAAUUUGAUGGAAUUUGCUUAUGUUGGUGCCUUCAUGAUGACAAUAAUUAUUCUUUUUAGUCAUAAAAUGUUUUGUACAUGAUAUUCACAGUUCAUGAUCUGAAGUCAAGAGUAAACAUGUACAUUGUAAAUUUACUUCUGUUUCUUAUUUUUAAACUGACCCCAUACUUUUGACUCAUCAUAGCUGUACAAAUGUACAGUACCACCCAAAAAUAAAAAACAAAAAAAACCUUGAACCUAGGAUAAAAAUGAACCACAACAUAUUUUGGAACAGUUUUCCCUAGAAUAGUCUUUAGUGUUUGAUCAAAAGUCUAGGGUCCAGUCCAGAGUUCAUUCCUAGUGAUAUAUACUCAAGUGUCUUGAUUAAGCAUACUUGAAGAGCUUGGGUUUCUGGUGAUUACAUGUGCACUUACAUUAGAAUGACAUUAUCAUCAGAUCUGGCUCAGAGCAGUAUUUUUUCAUUUUUAGUUGCACGAGAGGAGCCUGAAGAAACUGGAAAGCUAAAGUUUAAUAAGUUUGAAGAAAAGAAGAAAUUUCAGUUGGAGUCAAAAAAGUAAGUGAGACUGAAGUAAAUUUUUACAUAAAAAGGAACAUAAAUGCAGACCAUUAGAUAAAUAAUAAUAUUCAAACAAAGGCUGCCAAAAUUUUGUUAAGUACUUUUUCACUUUGCUUAUAAAUUUUAUGUUAUAGGUCAAAUUUGAUUUCAGGUUAAUUUGAUUUAACCGAGGUUGAUUGACUCCUAGUCCUACAAGACAAAGGAAAUUGAGAAUCAACCUAGGUAAAGAACUGUUAGCCUGAAAUCAAAUUUGACCUGUAAUAUUAUUUCUUUGAAACCACCAUAAAUCAUGUAAUAUCAUUAUGUACAAUGAUUUUAAUCAAGGAAACAAAAUUAACAUGUAUCGAUCAACAGGGGCUUUUAAUCAGGGCAAGAAACCUGGGAAUUUUCCCUCUCUACAAUCAGCAUGACCCUGGGCUACUUUCCAAGAAAACAAAAAGGAAAAUGUAACCAAAAGAACUUCCCAGCUAUUCAAUGCCCUGCCUAGUAAUUACCUAUAUACCGGGUAACUUGGAAUCUUAAGUGAUAGCCUUGAAAUUAUUAUCCUAUGUACAGUGUAUAGCUAUUAUUGAUAGGAGGGCAUGUGGAUCUUGAAACCCUAGUAUCAGCAUGCAUAUUCUCUUCACUUUUUCCCUACAUUUCCUGUGAUAAAUAAACAAGGCAAUCAGGACAUAAUUUUCACUUCUUGAACAUUUCCUUUUUCCAGUGACCUAUGUGUUUGGUUUAGCAGUGUUUGCUGUGUCACAUGUAGUAUAAGGAUAAACGAAAUUUUUAGUAUACAAACUUCAAAACACAGAGCAACAAUUUAAAACAAAAUUUAAUAUUUCAUUUGAAUCGUUUGAAUUUCAUCCGUGAUCUAAAAUGUCAGCUUACGUACAUUGUAACAGAAAGUUUAUAUUAUGUACUGUAUUCCCAGUUCAGGAUUGUAAAUGGCCGGGAGGUUCAAGUCACUUUUCGGAGCUAAGAAAUUAAAGGGUUUAAUUUUUUUAUUCAAACAGGCAGAGUGUAAAGAACUUAUUCAAAAAGAGUCCUGGUAGAAGUGUUUUACCAGAUGGUUCCCCAGCUGCUAACUUUACUCCAUCACCAGGUAAACACGGCAAAAUAUUAUUCUAUGCUACACUGAUGAUAGUAAGAGGGCCAUAAUUUACUUGGGGAAAAUGCAACUUGCCUAUACAUGUAAGAUGCAUCUUGAACAAGACACAAACUUUACCUUUAAUUUAUAAAAGCAUACACUGUAUACAUUGUAAAAGUGCAUCUUACCUAAGUUAUCUCUCAUAGGCAAAUUAAUGCAUUAGUUUUUGUUAUAUGAGUGUGACAAACACUUCUCGAGGUUUGUUUUUAGACAUUACUUUGUCCAGUUUGAUCUUAACACUGUCAAUUUUCAUUCAUUAAUUUGACAGUUUUUUAUAUUAUUAUUAACUCAGACUUUUUUUUACAUUGUAGUGGAGGUUCCCAAGGCUGCUGCUGGUUUCCGUGAGUUUCUGAAGACCCUCAAGAAGCCGGCUGCUCAAGAUGUUAAUGACAAGUGCAAAGUGUGAGUUUCAAACUCGUCUUUUUAUAAAUUUUCUUUUUAUUUUCUUCUCUCUGUCCUGUGGGUAUAGUUAUUUCUUGUUAUGAUCAAUUAUUAUUAAUGAUAUUUUAGCGUAAAAUGGAAGUUAAUGUUUGCAGGCAAUAACCUGUGAGCCUCCAGAUCACUGCAGUUUUACCCCACAUGGCAUCUCCUUAUUUGGCACUCUGCCUUCUAUAUUAUGCUAUAUGCCCUCACAGUUGGCACUUUCUUCUAUCGCUGUAAGUUCAAGCACUCAUAUGUGCUGUUACUGCAUUAAGAGAAUACCUCCUCCAGACAAGUACACAUCCAGCCGCUCAGCCUCUGCUCCAGUUCUCAGACGGCCAGUACCUUCCCCGCUCACAUCGCACAGCUUUUGCAUCAGAGCUGCUACCACUGCGGGAGCUGAGGGCCUCCCAGUCUAGCUGAUUAAAGUGCUUGGUCGAUGGAAACCCUUUAUCCAUACCAGACAUAAAUCGGGACACCUAGAGACAAUAUACUUGGCAUACAUUACUUACACCUCAUGGACAGUUUUGUAUUCCUCUUACAUGUAUUUUUGUGAAUUUUUUAUUGUCAUUACCAUUUUGUUACUGUUUGGGUUUGCAAGCUCACUACCUAGCUCCCCAAAAAGAGCAAGACAAGAUGAUUCCGAGAAUCUUGGUAUAAGUAAUUUUUUUAUAUGUCAGCCGAAGUCAGUCCACCAAGCACUAACAACAGCAAUUUUUCUCUUUUUUUACAUGUUUAUUCAAACAAAAACAUAGAUUUUAAGUCCAUUUUCGUCCUCCAAUCAAGGAAUACACACUUUCAAGAGUCUAAAUUCAAAAUUUUCCAGUGGAGCAUUACUGUGUUUGUUGUUAUUCAGAUUUGUCCAAAGAAUGUUAAACAAUCCUACACUCAGUGUGGACCAGCAGAGUGAAAUGGUGCAUGAUUUUUAUGGGGUGAGUACUAUAAAGUAACUUUUUUUACCCCAUAAAAUUCACUAAAAAUCACCAUGCACCAAACUGUAAAUAUCAAGCCCUGGUGUUUCAAACAUUGAAUAGUGCUAUACACCUGAUAAAUUCUAUCCAGCAGUGAACCAGUUUAUCCUCUAGAUAGAGGUGAAUCCAAUGGAUAGCGUUAUAUCCACCUUUCAAACAAUGGGACCCAUGGUUUCCCAUUACUCCUGGAGAUUUUGCGUAAUUUUGAAGCAUGGUUUUCUGGUCAAUAAAGAGCUAAAACUUACCAAAACCGUUUAUUAAUUAUUCUGAGCCAGAUCAAAAUAUCAGCUUGCAAAGUUCGGGCAUGCAUUUUUGGGUUUAAAAGUGACACAGCAGUCUUGACUUUUCUUUUAACUUUCUCUCCUCCCUUCUUUUUUCGUUGCCUCAUUUUUUUUUUUCUUGCUGGGCAUUUAGUAGGCUUCAUUUUGGUGGGAAACUUUUAGGAAAGUUUUAGGAUCUUAGGAUUAGGUUUAGGUGGGUAAUGGAACAAGAUUUUCAUGGAGAUUUUCAGGUCCUUGUCACGUGGUUUUUGCUUCUUUCUCCGCCAUGAAUUGUGCUCAUUCUGGUAUGGUUUGAAAGACUCUUCAAGUACCGUUAAAACUGAUGACGUCACAAAGGGUAGAAAGGACAUGGAUCCGCAAUAGAAUAUUCAUGUACAUGUAGUUGCCAUCUUCAAACUGUCAUAACAGUUGAUUAAACUGUUAUGACCUUUUGACUGACGUUUCUGGCCAUGGCUUUUAAAAAACAAGUAACUUCAAAAGAAGCAAUAGAAUAAGCACUGCACUUCAAUCUAAUAACAUUUCCAAGAAACCAAUCAGAUACUGGAGACCUGUGUAUCCUGGUGUUCAAUAGUGACUUCACUUUUACUGACCAUGUACAAAUCAUGACCUUUUUAGGCGAUGUCUGAACAUCUUCAAUCCCACCCUCUGUUCCAAAACCAACCUCCAGAGGCCAUUGAUAGAACUUUGGAUGGUGUAGAAAAGCAUAUCAUGACCAAGCUCUACAGAGUGUAAGUUUAUUAUUGAGCAGCUUGAACAAUACUGUGAUUUGUUGUAAGCAAGUAGUGUUUGCGUUAAAAUUAACUUAAUAUACAAAUGGGCCAAUUGACAAGAAGCAGUUUGGGCACUAAAAGGAAAUAAUAACCAACAAUCUUCUUGUCCACUUUCGUUUUUUUUUCGGUGGCGGAGGGAGGGUGGGGGUGGGCGCUUAUUCAAUGCUGGGCACUUAUUAACUUCCCUCCCUACAGGAUGGGUGCUUAUUUGAGGUUGGGUUCUCAAAAUACAAUUAAUACAAUUGGUAUUAAACUUAAGAGGGAAUGUUUUAUCUCAUAUCUUGAGGAGCAAGUAGGAAAAAGUAGGUACAACUGUACAGCCAAGUUUUUUGAACCUUAUAUUUGAGUUGCCCAGGUAUCAGUUGAAACACUGUUGUUAGUUUUUAUAAUAUAGCUUUUUUUUUGGUUUUGUUAAAGUCUGUGUAUUGUUAGGAUCCCAUCUCCUGGGUGUUUCGGAUCAAUAUAUGUUUCUGGGAAAGUACCCACCUACUCCUCCCCUAAGCCAACAUUUUGCCCUGAGUGAGAAGUAAGUGUUAAUGUUGACUUAUAAGGGAGGAGUAGGUGGGCAGUUUCCCAGAAACGUAUAAUGAUCCGUUGUUUCUUGGUGUUAUUGGAGUUUAUUAUUGUUUAACAAUAAAAAUUAUUGCAGUGUAGUGUGCAUGACGUUCAGUAUCUUUCCAAGCUCAUUUUUAAAAUUUUCAUUUGGUGAUUGCGCCUUCCAAAAGUGUACAAAUAUCGACAAUUUUAAGUAUUAGACUGCAAUUUAACAGUCCCGUUUUAUAAGAAUUAGUUUUGCAAGGUGCUAAUCACCAGAAUGAAAUUCUUGCAGUUUUGACAUCAGACCUUCAUGUGAAUUCUUGCAUUCUUGACUGACACAAAAAUUCAGACAAGUUUUCAGUCUAAUUAAGGAUAAACAAUUUCCUGUUUUCAGUGUUUUCUGUCCACCCUCUACUGAUGAUGAAACAAGAGACUUGGCAAAUCAAAAGAGAAUUCGAAGUUUUAACUGGAUAUCUCCUCAACAUCUUGAUGCUGCUAUUAAUCCUGACAAUGAGAAGGUUCAGCAGUUGAUUGAAGAUUCACAGCAAGGUUAAUGCUUAUCUCAAGCUUGGUUUUCAUUAUUACCUUUAAAUUUAUUUUUUUUAGUCUCCAAAAUCUGGGAUUUUAAUCAGAAACAUUGACAGAAUUGCCAAAUUGUGUGGUUUUGUCCAGAUUGUUUCCUUCAGGCUCAAGACAGUUUUGUUUAAUGAUAUUAAUAAUGAUUAUGAUUAUUAUUGUUAUUAUUAUUUUUUUAUUUUUAUUUUUGAUCAUUUCAUUAUUAUUACUAAGUAUUAUUAUUAUUAUUAUUAUUAUUAUUAUUAAUACCAAUAAUGAUCACUUGAUUUUAGUUCCAUCAUUUAUAUUUUUAAAACAAUUUGAAGACAUGACUGUACUUUUGUGUACUUCAUUUUAAAUAACCAAAUCAUAAUACUUUAUAUUUGUUGAAUUUUUAUUAAAAGAUCUUGUUGAGAUAAACACUAAAAGAGCUCCUCAAGACAAGCUGGCUUGUGUUGUUCGAUGUUGCAAGAAAAUAUUUAGUAUCCUUUUUAAAUUACCAAUUAUAAUAAAUAAAGUUAUUGUUACUUUCUUCCUGUCACUGCAGGGCUGUGCUCUGGCUGCAUCUGGAGGCUCCUGGCACCUUACUUUUGCUCUUGGGCAACUAGGAAAUCUUUGUUUUUUCAGAGGAAUCCUAUGUUGGGCACCCUGAAUUUCACUGGUUCAUAGCACUGGGCUCUCUUGCCUUGAAUUUUUGUUAGAACUCAGCAUUAAACUGUGCAUGUGAUAUGCAUGAGGCUUUUUCUGCACCACUAAAGGCUUUAAAAUGGGAAGAUAAUAAUAUUAGUGUAUGCCUUGUCCAUCUUUAAUUUCACGAUCAGUCAGUAGAGAGGUUUAGGUUCUGAGACAAGGAUGACUACGAGAGUGAGAUUCUCCCAAUGCUGAGUAGCACGAGGGUGCAAAGCAACGUCAUUUUGGCGGGAAAAAGUGAUAGCCAUUGUCAUUCUACAACGAGUGUUAGCGAGAAUGUUGCAGCUGAGAAAACAAGUUAUCAAUUAAAUGUUAGAAAUUUUAUCAUUUAGUGAUCUGGAGAGGGCUUUACCUCUUUCAAGGAAAAUAAGCGAGCUAACUUUUGUGGUGAAAAAAGUACAGUGAUGCUUUCCAAGGUGUCUAUUUUUAGAGAAAAGGCGAGAAAACUUAAAAUUGAAUGUCAUCCACGUAAUCAUACAUAUCCAAUCUAAAGCUCUCUAGUAUUUAUUUUACAACAUGUAUUAGCAACCUUAACAGUUGAUAGAAAUUAUUCAUCUGUCAACACCUGUGGGGGGAGCAGUAAGCGCCGAUGAUUUUCUUCCUUGUCUUAUUUAUGUUGUGUUAAAAGCAAAUCCUACAAUGUUACAUUCCAAUGUACAGUAAGUAUCAUAAUCAUUAUGAGUCUCAUUUUUUGACGUUCGUACUCACCCCAUAUUCUUUUCACAUCAAUAUUAAUCAAUUUUCAUUGCUUUCAGUGCCUAUUGCCAAUCACAGGUUGGCUGACACUACUGUGUGGUUUAUUUUCUACAGAUAUAUUUCCAGAUUUUGUAAUCCAAAUAAAUUAAUGAUGGGAGAAGCUGGGUAUUACUUUACAAACCUGGUAGGUACAUAUUGUGACCCUGUACAUAAAGGCUAUGUGCAUUAAUAUGAUUUUAUUCAAUCUGUUAUGGUUUGCAUGCAUUAUGCUGUCAUCAUUAAUGAUAAACACAUUCUCAAAAUUUCUUACCUUGCAUUUGUUAAGGCAUUUUAGAAACCUGCAUAAAUUUGCAAGUGCAAAUAUAAGCACAUGUAUACACUGUACACUGUAACAACAUCUAUGCUACAUGAAAUGUACAUGGUGAAGUUUACGUUUUUCAUUAAUGGACAUUUCAGUAGAUCGAAUAGAAUAAUGUUAAGUGAAAUUAUAGUUGGAUUCAUUCACUUUUCAACCCUUACCAUUAAUGAAUUAAACAUAUUAGCCAUUACUAGCAAAAAAAUCUAGACAAUAAAACAAUUGUCCAGAGAGAGGCAGACAGUUUAACUCACUAUCAAAUUUUGUUGUACGAUUUUUUUUACCUUUUUCAUAGCACAAUUUACAUGUACUACUUCUAAAUAUCAUUUCCUUUCAGAACAGUGUAAAAGUUUUAUUGUUUUUUCUUGACAGUGUUGUGCUGUAUCAUUUAUUGAGAAGCUUGAUGCUCAAGCAUUAUCCAUAACUCAGGAAGAGUUUAACAGGUUUGAAUACCAUUUUUUUUUCAACCAUUGACUGCUAAAAGCAGACAGAACAUGGUACACAGUAAGAUUAUUAUCACUGACUGAUUACCUAAUAUAAUGCUUCAAUUUUCUGUGAUAUUUUAGAAACAUGUAUGGCGAUGCAACAGAUACCUCAGAACAGAGUAAAGCUAAAGCUGAACCACCAGUGACAUGUAAAGGACUAGAACUUAUGAAGGUAAAUCUCAAUCUGCCUUAAAUACAGCUAUCAUUGAAUUUGUACAAGAUUCCUUUUCCCAAAAUAGCCUUUCCCCCACCACAACAUCUACCCACAUGAAAUUUCCUCUGAAAUUUUAAGAGGUAUUUUACGUCUUUUAAAGAGGAAUGAUGGAGUUCGAGGGAGCUAUGUGUAAAGCUUGAUGAUGUUUCUUGGGAAGUCAGGGAUGUUAUCUUUAUUCAUCUUUUUUGCAGAAUUUUUUUUAGUUGCAGCCACUAACCACUGUAUAUUUUUAUUACUUUUGACAUAAUGCUGUUCUUAUUAACUUGUUUUUGCAGUCCAAUCUUGAAAUGCUUGGAACACUACGAGAAAGACAGAUAAAACUUAGGGAGGAUGCUCUUGUGCUACAAGAACAGAUGACAGAAUUUAGGAACAAUGUUGUAAAAGAGGUACUUGCAAUUUUCCCAAAGGGGGAAAGUAUGUGCUAAGAUAGAUUGUGCAUGAUGUUUAUCAAAUAAAUAGUCUAGUUUAGUGGCCUUAGUUCUCAUGAGCUGAGUCUUCUGUUGCUCAGUUGUAGAACAUUUGGGCUAGUAACCUGGCUCCCAUUGUUCAAAAGGUGGAUAACAUUAUCCACUGGAUAGUGCAAUAAUAUUAGUUCCCAAAUCCUUAUCUGCUGGAUAGUUAUAGUUCUUUUGAACAACCUGGGCCAGGAGGUUAUAGGUUUGAUUCCUGUUUGGAGGAUUCUGAUUAUUAUUCCAAGCCGCCUGUGUCACUGACUGAAAUAACAUCAUUUUUGUUAAUUUUGUUGUUUAAAAUAGGUUGAUGCUAUCUUAGCUGGUACAAGUAAAGGUAAUAUGUACUUCAAACCAACACUAUCAUCAACUGAUCAACAACCUUCAACAUCAGUUGUGGCAAGCUGACAAAGUGGAUGAAAAUGGACGAAAGAAAAAUUGAGCAUGUGAAGGUGAAGGGAAUUUUACUAUAAGACACAGAUUAUGAUAAUCUAAAGAUACAACACAUGUGUGGAUAUCAACUGCUUGGAUGCUUUUGGUACAGUAAGCUGAUCAUCAAUAUUGAAAGAUGACAUCAAAGGCAGGGAAACUGUGCUAGAAGGCACUGAUAAUUAAAGUGAUAGUGCAAAAACUGGGAUAACUGCACAGAGUAAUAUUGCAGCUACAAGAAAGCCAAGUGAAGAACACUCAGGCAAACAAGUUUUGCUCCAAUGUGAUUAUAGCAAACGUAAGCAAUGCAGAAAUCCAGCACUUAGCACCAUGGGCAAAUCUUGUAAGGGUAACGGGAGAAAUUGAAGACAGCACUGAAAAAGGAGAUGACCGAUCAAUGUCAAUCAGUAUUUGCAAAGUAUAUAUUUAUUGUCCAUACUGCUUUUAAAACAGGUUUUCUAUUAAAAUACAGAUGUGAAAAUAUGAAAUAAUUUAUAUUCAUGUUACUACUUUGAUUGGGAUGAUAAAGUUAUAGAAUAUAAAAAAACAAUGUUUUUGGUUCUCACCUGAACGGAGUCGGACCAGUUUUGUGAGAAAUCUUGAUCUGUUAAGAGUUUUCUCGCCCUUUUUUUGUUUUUUUGUUCUUCUAAAUAAUUAUUCAUUACCUCCUAGCAUUCUAGCACAUUAUAGGUAACUCUCUGGCCGUUAAGGAAUUUUUUUUUAUGAUUUUUGUAAGUGUUUUGUCAGUUUAGGGAGAGGCGGCUAACAGAUGAGGGAAAGAAACUGCUCAUUAAAAUAUAUAUUAAAUAU
Porites lobata is the source of this 11888-nucleotide messenger RNA. The record is from the annotation of a GenBank genome assembly. Lineage: Eukaryota; Metazoa; Cnidaria; Anthozoa; Scleractinia; Poritidae.